This is a messenger RNA of Xenopus laevis (African clawed frog), 2151 nucleotides long. It is a transcript of the gene cited4.L, whose product is annotated as Cbp/p300-interacting transactivator, with Glu/Asp rich carboxy-terminal domain, 4 L homeolog. Lineage: Eukaryota; Metazoa; Chordata; Amphibia; Anura; Pipidae. Gene Ontology annotation, molecular function: transcription coactivator activity. The transcript is spliced from 3 exons. Gene Ontology annotation, cellular component: nucleus. Gene Ontology annotation, biological process: regulation of DNA-templated transcription; positive regulation of DNA-templated transcription. The record is from RefSeq and is a predicted model, not a curated record. The coding region runs from base 351 to 923 and encodes 190 amino acids.
CUCCGCUCUCCUUCCUGUUUAUCCGAGCCAGCCAAUCAAAAGUUCAUGGGCGUGGCUAAAGGACACACACCACCUUGACUGCUCUUUCUUUCUGUGAAAUCCUAUUAGCAAAUUGCCUGUUGUCAUAGGAAGUAGGAUUUGUUGGCUUUUUUUUUUUGUCUCCGGCUCUGUGGUCUCUCGCACAGUGAAAUCCUGGGAUAGAGUCGAACGUAAAGUCCGUCACGUUGCACAGCGCCAUAUCUGUGCCUGCCUAACUCGAGUAGCGAUCUCCCUUCGUGGCUGCUUUGUUUUACAUGGAUUGGCUGUCAUUCCUAGAAAGGAAACCCCAACCACAAGGACAUCUCUAACAAAUGCAGAUGCUUCUGAUGAGCAUGGCAGACCCAAUGAUGAUGCCAGUGAUGCAUGGUGGACAUCCAAAUUAUAGAGUGGGAAUGAAUCCCAUGCAGGCACCACCUUGUCACCAGACCAGGACUAUGCCUAUGCAUUCCGGACACAUGAUGCAAUAUGGAUUUUCCAAUACUGAUGAAAACAUGAGGGCACGCAUGGGCAUGCAGCAGCAUGUACCAGCCCACAUGAUGUACCCUACACAAUCUCAGUCAUAUAUGGGCAGCACACAGCAGCUAAUGGCAACCAUGCACCUUCAGAGACUCAACACACAAUAUCAGGGACAACCAUUAAUGUCUAAUCCUGGACUGGCACAGACCCACCAAAUGUACAGAACUGCAUCUGCCCAACACCAACAUAUGCCUACAUUGAACGUGACUGACACAGACCUGGUGGAUGAAGACGUUUUGACAUCUUUGGCGCUUGAACUGGGCUUAGACCGAAUUGAAGAACUCCCUGAACUCUAUCUGGGUCACAAUGAAGUUGAUUUCAUCUUAGAUUUUGUAUGCAAACAACAAAGCAGCUCAGUAACCUGCUAAAGGUUCUGUAACUUGGAGACAACCGUAACCACAAAACUGCAUACUGUGUGCCUUGUGUUAGGCCUUGGAUAAAGUCCAUAUUGACUACCACUGUCAGAUUGUUGACUUGUUUAUGAUUCUUAUAUACUGAUCUUGAGAUAUUUAGGAUGAUGUAAAUGGGAAUGUUACUGUUAAGGUCACUCAGAAAUGUUCUUGGUUGCAAAAUGUAUGGGCUUCAGGCAGACACAAGGCUAUAUUAAUUAAGACAAAGGAUUUCAUGAAACCGGGCUUUCACAACCUGGAACAGGCUCAGAAGAAAUUUUGUGACAUUGCCUUUGCAUAAUAGAGUUCUGGUUGAUGCACCAGUUAAUGCACCAGUAAUUCCUGUCUUAAGUAUCAUGUUGGCAAUUAAAACCUUCUUAGAAUUCAGCCUUGUCACAGUUUUGGCAGGCUGCAUUAGUAUGCCACUGUUAAUAUGUUGAUUGUUCAUUGGGUAUCUACCUGCACUGUAACAGCAAUAUGGCCAACUUAAAAGAAGCUGUUAUAGCAAGCAGUAAUAUAUCUAAACUGUGAAACCACUGCAGCUCUUUCACUGUGAUUCCCAUAAAAUAUAUAGGGGGAUAAGUGUACGUUACCAGGUUCUCCCCUGUGUGUGGGACAUUAAAAUCUGCACUAUAUCUUCUAAUCCUUUUGCUGUAUAUAAGGGAUAAGUAAAGUUGCUUUAAUGUAUACAAUGUAAAAUUAUUUGUAAUGCUUGUAUUUAAAAAUAAAUCUAGUUGGCCUUAGGAUUAGCAAAAAAACACAUCCUAAAAAUCUCAUACUUUUAGUUAAAGGGCAAGCAACCUUUUUUUUUUUUCUCUUUUGAUUAGACAAAUGCAAAAAAACUGUACUUUGUUGAAGUUGUAAAAAAUAUAGUUCUGUAUGUAUCCAAGUCAUACCAAUGAAUACUUCCCUAAAAAUGAGGUUGAGUAAAUCACCAUAUGGUUUUCACUCACUCUGAUUAAAACUGGCACACAUUUGAAAUUGUUGCGUGCCUCACAAAAAUUGGGACGGUUAUUUCAGGCCUGAAUCUGCCCUGGUCACACCCAGUUGCAAUCAGACGUGCGACAAUCAAACAAAAACCUUACUUAUUUUCUUGAAACUCCACCCUUUUUGGAACCACAAUUUGGGACUGUCCUAAAUUAGGACCAUUGAGAGGUAUGAUGCUAUUUCAUGAGUGUAAAUCAAUAAAAGUUUUCUUUAUUUUUAA